GUAGUAUCAGUCGCUGUUCGAUGGUCAGCGUGUAAGGUCGUUUUAGCGAGCGAAAUACGUGACGAGUCGAGAUUAUGCCAAAAUUACGGGACUAGUGCCAACGACGAGAACGAUGAUACGUGGCGAGAGGUCGUAUCCGCGAGAUCGAAUCGUGACGACGCACGAUUACCAGCGAUAUUCUUUUCGUGGGCUCUACCAGUGAAAAUAUAUAUAUUCCUUUGGUGUUGCGAGCGGCUUCUCAGCGUGCUCGUCGGAGGGCAAUAGACCGGGCCUGUCGGUAGGAAAAUGGCGGCGCAUCUUCCGCGACGGAGACGUCGCACUACGGCGACAAGUAUCUGAAGAAUCGCCGCGAAACAACCACCCGGCAUCCCUGGAAUCGUCAUUCUUUUCGUCUGUCCGGUGAGAUAAUUCUCGCGGUGCUCUUCGAUCCGUAAAAGUGUCGCGGAUUUAUCUGGACCAACGUUCGCUCCAGGCGAUGUGAACAGACGGCGUGUACGGCUCGUACGCUUGGAAAAUAACGCUCGUAGAAAAACGGAGGACGUUGAGCGCGAUAAGAGCCGGUGUGCGUGAGUGCAUGCGGUGCGGUUAGAAACCGCGUUCGAUCUCGGAAGUGGCUCUUAUGCGAGUGAGCGCCGCGCGUCAGCGGCACCGACAGUGGCAACAACCGCGGUGACAAGUGUCUCGUCGGCGGGGCGACUCCUCGCCUCAUCCCCGGACGGCGAUCGCCGGAGGAGGAUGAUACCGCGAUCGACGUCAGCGGUCGUCGUCGCCGCCCGCGAGUCACGCGCGCGACUCCGUCACGAUCGGCGUUGAGCCGCGACGAUCGACAUCGGCGGUCGUCGUCGCCGCGAUCGAGAACCGCGAGGACGACGAUUCCUCGCGGAUCCGCGACGACGGACAGCACGAUCAUCACGGCGGACCACCGGCUGCGGCGGAAGCUCAGGGAAGAUGAGAGGCGUCCGCGACGGCGGCAUGGCGAGUUUCCUCGCCCUGGCUCUCCUCUGCUUGUUCCACGCAUCGUACCCUGUGAACGGGUUACUGAAGUGCUUUUGUGACAUUUGCCUAGAAGCCAAUUACACGUGCGAAACUGAUGGCUAUUGUUUCGCCAGUACGAGCUUGGAAAAUGGCGUCAUCACGUAUGCUCGGAGGUGCGUGAAUAGACACCUGCCGCCGUCGCAGCCCGAGCCGCUCAUCUUCUGCAUGACGAGCGACUCGCGAAACACGAGCUUCGUCAUCGAGUGCUGCAAAGAGGAUUUUUGCAAUCGGGAUCUGAAACCUCCGCUGCACCCUCGCAACAAAGAAGUGUCGUCGAGCGGUGACGAUGCGACGUGGGUCACCUGGAAAAUGGCCUUGACGAUAGCACUGCCAAUAUGCGCGAUCUGCGUGAUCGUUAUGGUCAUCUAUCACAUACACAUGACCAAAAAGAGACCGGCCAGACACUUCCCGGACGAUUCGCUGGAGGCUCCGGACCGGCCGAUUCUGGGCGGCGUCACCAUCAGGGACAUGUUGGAGAUGACUACAAGCGGUAGCGGCUCGGUAGGCCUGCCGCUUCUGGUACAACGGAGCAUAGCGCGCCAGAUUCAGCUCGUGGAGACGAUCGGAAAGGGUCGCUUCGGCGAGGUUUGGCGCGGUCGUUGGCGCGGCGAAAACGUCGCCGUGAAAAUCUUUAGUUCGCGGGAGGAGAGAUCCUGGUUUCGGGAAGCGGAGAUCUAUCAGACGGUGAUGUUGAGGCAUGACAACAUUUUAGGUUUUAUCGCUGCCGAUAAUAAAGAUAACGGUACGUGGACACAGUUGUGGCUGAUAACGGAUUAUCACGAGAAGGGCUCGCUCUUCGAUUACCUCAACAGAUCAACCGUCGACACGAACGGUAUGAUAAGAAUGGCCUUGUCGAUCGCUACCGGCUUGGCGCAUCUUCACAUGGAAAUAGUCGGCACGCAAGGCAAGCCGGCAAUCGCUCACCGGGACCUGAAGUCAAAAAAUAUCCUUGUGAAGACUAAUGGUACCUGCGCCAUAGGCGAUCUCGGAUUAGCCGUCAGGCACGACGUAAUCACGGAUACCGUCGACAUUCAGCUCAACAACAGAGUCGGCACGAAGCGAUACAUGGCGCCUGAGGUUCUUGAAGAGACGAUAAACAUGAACCACUUUGACUCGUUCAAGAGGGCUGAUGUGUACGCGCUCGGCCUGAUCCUUUGGGAGAUCGCUAGGCGUUGCAAUGUCGGCGGGAUUCACGAUGAGUAUCAGCUGCCCUUUUAUGAUUUGGUGCCUUCCGAUCCAACUAUCGAGGAAAUGCGGAAAGUUGUGUGUAUGGACCGACAACGGCCAUCGAUACCGAAUCGAUGGCAGUCAAUCGAAGCAUUGCAGGUAAUGUCGAAGGUAAUGAAGGAAUGUUGGUACCAUAACGCUGCCGCCAGACUGACCGCACUCAGGAUCAAGAAAUCGCUUGCUAAUUAUGGCGCAAUGGAGGACCUGAAGUAGAUUAAGCUUUCACCGGAAAGCUCUUCGACAGAAGAGUUACUAAAAAAUCGAUUGGUAUGUAUGCGUGAAAAAUUUCGAUUGAUAUGUUGCUGUCGAAAACUUUGAUGCAAUAGAAUAGAACUUUCGAUAGCGUGAAGAGAUAUUCUCCGAGAGUUAAUCCGAGGAAUAGCACGAAAAAAAGACCGACUAUAGUUAUAGGAUUCCUUUAUGCGAGAUUGAUCUCGAUUUUCGAGUAAGAAUAUUGUACGAAUAUAAUUGGUAUAAUAUCAAGUUGGGCUCUCUGCGGCAAGUUGUGAGCAGAAAAAAUGGAACGAAUUUUCAAGCGUGUCGGUCGAUUUGGACGACUGAUAGCAAACAGUAAGAAAAAACUUGAUUACUUUAAUCCCGAUGAUCAGUCACUCAAGCGAACGGAUUAAUAAAAAAUCGCGCCGUUCGGUUAAUCGAGCGAUCGUUCGGUUACGCGUCGCACAAAUUUACACAUGCACGCACACUCUGCUGCAUAUUUAUUACAAUAAUACUAAUGAGUAUGAAAAUACUAAAUAAUGAAGUAUACAAAUUUAUUAUAUAGCAAUGUUUAUUAAUUAAUACUAAUGAGUAACAAUAGAUUUAUAUAUUAAUAUGUAUACACAUACGUAUAUAUAUAUAAUUAUAUAUUAUACAUAUUUGCGUUAGUAGAAUAUAAUCGAUUCGAUUAACCGAACUAUUCAUUUUUGUUUGGGCGAUUUUGUCAGGAGACACGGUAGUGUCUCGCAUCAAGUCACGCGUAAAUAAAUUACUUCAAUGAGAUGUUUGACACAUUCGCACGAGUACGACUCAUCGGAAAUAAUCAUUGGGAUAUUGCAUGAGAUUUAAACGUAUCAGCCUCAGCUACGAUUGAACGCGUUGAUAGAGCAUAUGCGUAAGAAAGGCCUUUACAACGGGAUAACAGUUUACUGUAUUAGUUUCGAAAAUUUACCGUAGAAAUUCGCUAUUUUACCAAUGCGUGCAGAGACUGGGAGCAUAUACCAUACAACAUGUCACAAAAGAAAUAUGCAUAUCUUUUGGUUUGCCUUCCUUUCGAAAAGAGUGCCGACUUCGUCGAUUUAAAUGAUUAUAUAGGGUGGAUAGAAAAACCGAACAAUCGACAUGGACGAUGGCAUUCAUUAAAUUUGGAUAGUUUGGAUGAAGCAAUAUACUUUUUUGUCGAAAACAAAAAAUUCAUUGAUGAAAGCGUGUAUCGACAAAAUUGUGGACCUGGAAACUGCCAGGAUUGCUAAUAAGAAUGUCCAUCUUCCUGUAAAGUCCUAUGUGUGGAACUUUGGCGCAUUGUCCGGUUUUAUUUAUCGACCCUAUACUUAUACUCUUAGUAUAGUAGACAUGAAACCGAAUGUUUUGCUCAAAACGAAUAUUUUUGCGUAAUCACACGAAAGAUGAUGCGAGGCGCAAUGGGAUACAGCGAGACUUUCGAAGUAUGUUUUCUUUAUGACGCAAAAAGGUUGAAAUUGGAGUUAAAUUCAAGAGCACGUGUAUCGUGGCAUGAAAGGAACACGAGUAUAUGAGAAGCGUGCGAGAAUUAAAUUGGAGUUGGACUAGGACUGAUACGAAAAAGAGAAGAAGAAGCGAGAAAAGAAAUUUGAUAAAAAGAGAAUCGUUGAAAAAUCUAUAUUUUUUCGGAAAUUUAUUUUUUUGCGUGGAAGAAAGAAAGAGAUGAAAUAUAGCGAAGAUGAACAUUUUAAUUAAAUAUAUUAGACGAAGAAUAUAUUAGAGCGUACGUAAUUAUAGGCAAGAAGGAACCAACUGGAAUAAAAUAAAUAUAAUUUGUGCUUUUUCCAAAUAAUUUAUUAAAUAUGUUGCUAUAUCAGUUUUAACAACGCAUUUUUUUAUAAUGGAUUAUACUAUAAUAGUUUUUUGUAUAUAUCAAACAUUAAGAAAAAAUUAAGAAAAUUUUAAUGUAAAAAUAUGGUGUAUAAUAAAUUUCAAUAACAAGAACAAGAUAAGAUCUCUAAAAGCACUUUAGUUUGUUUGAAGUAAAUAAAAUUUAUUAAUUUUUUAAUUUAUGCAUGUGAUAAAAUUUUAUUCUUACUCUUAUUACAAACUGAUAUAAAAAUAAUAUAAAAAUAUUUUGUUAUAAUAAAAAAAAAGUAUUUUCAGUUGGUUUUUUCUGGUAUAACCACGUUUAAGAGUUUUUUGGAUUAUUUCCAUUGAAUUGUAUUAAUGUAUGCGUUAUAUCGGUUUAAAAAAAAAGCUUUGCUGAAUGCUAUUUUAUACAUUUAAAAAAAAAUUAAUUUGGAGUCUAAAGAAAGUGUCACAUAAACUUCACAUAUAUAUUUACGCGCUGUAUUUCAGUGAGUUGAAAAGCAAUCGUAGUGCUCGAGAUAGGUAUAUAAAUUUGGUAUACUGCGAGAUUGAGAGAAUGUGACGAAUAUGCAUACGCGGAAUGCCUCUCUGCGAAACAUAAUUAUAUAAUUAUCGACGAGGAAGAGGAGAGAUUGUUUCUCCUUACUUGUUUAUUCGCGAAGAAUAGAGCAGAUUCUUCUCUUCUUCCACGAAUAAUUGAUUAUAUCGGUAAUAAUGUAUAGUGUAUACUUCGGACGAAGAGAGAAAGAAAUAUGGAAAGCGAUUUAUUUGGAAUGAAAGAAAGCAGGUGAGUAAUGUUACGUGAAAUAUAAGAGAAUCCAGAAGAGAGAACACAGGAAAAUAAGAAUCUGCGUCAUCCAAUAGUCAAAGUAAAAGUCUGCGAAGUUACAAUUAUUAUUAUAUUAUAGGAGAAAGAACGGAGGAUCCUUCGACCAUAUAAUCGUAUUUUUAUAUUGUUUUUUACCGAUGACGUCGAUUGAACGUCAUGCUAAUUUUCCUCUUCCGUUUUUACAUGUCGCAAUGUUCCGACCCAGUUGCAAUAGUUUCAUAUGUAUGGACGCGUGCUUUAUAUUAUAUAUAUUUAGCUCUUUAUAUAAAUCGGUGCAGAUAGUUCUUAAUUUAAUAAUAUAACUAAUGUAAUCUAAUAUGAACCACCAUCUCUCUAAUAUGAAUCAUACAUAUCUUUUAAUAAAUAUAUAAAUUUUAAAUUCUUUAAUAAAGAAACAAAGUAGCUAUAACAAAAAAAAA
Molecule: messenger RNA, 5559 nt
Organism: Formica exsecta
Lineage: Eukaryota; Metazoa; Arthropoda; Insecta; Hymenoptera; Formicidae
Gene: babo
Product: TGF-beta receptor type-1
Exons: 8
Coding region: 949-2475 (508 amino acids)
Biological process (GO): activin receptor signaling pathway; protein phosphorylation; nervous system development
Cellular component (GO): activin receptor complex; plasma membrane
Molecular function (GO): activin receptor activity, type I; ATP binding; activin binding
Source: RefSeq, a predicted model, not a curated record